AUGGCGCUUCCUAUCAAGUUUACUGAGGUUGCUCUGUUGACCAACUUAGAGAUAGCGCAACAGUCAAUAUCCUUCAACUCUUGUACAUUAGAAUCGGAUCACUUUGUUUGCGUACGACAAAAACUUAAUGAACAAGACAAGCCUCAAGUCAUAAUUGUAAAUCUCAAGAACAACAAUGAAGUCAUCAAACGCGCUAUCAGCGCUGACAGUGCCAUCAUGCAUUUCUCCCGCGAGAUUCUGGCCCUCAAAGCCCAGGGCCGAACGAUUCAAGUUUUCGAUCUCGGCGCGAAGGCAAAGCUGAAGUCUACAAUCAUGAACGAGGACGUCGUCUUCUGGAAAUGGUACAGCGAGAGUAGCUUGGGCUUGGUCACUGACACCUCGGUUUACCACUGGGAUAUUUUUGACCCUACCCAGAACGCUCCCGUCAAGCUAUUCGAAAGAAAUGCCAACCUCAACGGGUGCCAGAUUAUCAACUAUCGUGUCAGUGAUGAUGAGCAGUGGAUGGUGAUUGUGGGUAUCUCCCAAAGAGAAGGAAGAGUCGCAGGCACAAUGCAGCUUUAUUCACGAAACCGUGGCAUUUCUCAACACAUUGAGGGUCAUGCCGCAGCUUUCGGUACCUUCCACGCUGAAGGCAACCCGCUUCCACACAAGCUCUUCACCUUCGCUGUCCGCAACGCUGCUGGCCAGGGUAAGUUGCACGUGGUUGAAAUUGAUCCCAGCGAGAGCAAUACCCGUUUCAACAAGAGAGCGGUUGAUGUCUACUUCCCUGAUGAGGCUGUGAACGACUUCCCAGUCGCCAUGCAGGUAUCCAAGAAGUACAGCAUCAUUUACAUGAUUACAAAGUAUGGGUUCAUUCACCUUUACGACUUGGAAACUGCCACAUGCAUCUUCAUGAACCGAAUCUCAAGCGAGACCAUCUUCGUCACCUGCCCGGACUCCGAGUCCGCCGGUAUCGUUGGAAUCAACCGAAAAGGCCAAGUCUUAUCUGUGAGUGUCGACGAGAAUACCAUUAUCCCAUAUCUCUUGCAGAAUCCGGCAAACUCCGCUCUGGCUGUGAAGUUGGCUUCGAGGGCCGGACUUCCUGGAGCGGAUAACUUGUACCAACAGCAGUUUGAGACCUUGUUCUCUCAAGGUAGCUAUGCUGAGGCGGCGCAAAUUGCUGCGGAUUCUCCACGAGGCUUCCUGAGAACCGCCGAAACGAUCAAUCGGUUCAAGAACGUCCCUCAGCAGCCGGGACAGCUAUCGGUCAUCUUGCAAUAUUUCGGCAAAUUGCUUGACAAGGGCAAGCUCAACAAGUACGAAAGUGUCGAGUUGAUCAAGCCUGUCCUGGCUCAGAACCGUAAAAAUUUGCUUGACAAGUGGAUGAGCGAAGGCAAAUUGGAAUCGUCAGAAGAGUUGGGUGAUAUUGUUCGACUACACGAUUUGGAACUGGCUCUGAAGAUCUACCGAGAGUCCAAUGUUCCCCCCAAGGUUGUGGCAGCCCUUGCUGAAACCGGCCGUUUCGAAGAGAUCUUGCCAUACUCCCGCGAAACAGGGUACCAGCCAGACUUCACCAGCUUGCUCCAACACAUUGUUCGAGCAAACCCUGAGAAGGGUGCUGAAUUUGCCACUCAGUUGGCUAACAACGAAGGGGGCCCCUUGGUUGACAUUGACAGAGUUGUUGAUGUCUUCAUGUCGCAGAAUAUGAUUCAGCAAGCGACUGCUUUUCUUCUCGAUGCUCUGAAAGAUAAUCGUCCCGAGCAAGGUCACCUUCAGACGCGCCUUUUGGAAAUGAACCUGCUCAACGCCCCGCAAGUCGCAGAUGCCAUUCUCGGCAACGAGAUGUUUUCGUACUACGACAAGACUAGAAUUUCUCGACUCUGUGAACAGGCCGGCCUGCUUCAACGUGCUCUUGAGAACACAGAUGACACGGAAUCGAUCAAGCGCAUCAUUGUCCAGACUGACAAGCUCAACCCUGAGUGGCUCCAGCAGUACUUUGGCCGCAUGAGUGUUGAACAAUCCCUCGAUUGCAUGGAUGAAAUGCUUAAGGUCAACAUCCGCCAAAAUCUAGCAGCCGUGGUUCAGCUAGCCACUAAAUACUCCGACCUUCUGGGUUCGAGCAGGCUUAUCUCUUUGUUCGAAAAGCACCGCACUGCUGAAGGUCUUUACUAUUACCUUGGAAGCAUUGUCAAUCUCAGCGAAGACGGUGAAGUUGUCUUCAAAUACCUUGAGGCUGCUGUCGCCAUGCAACAAUUCCAAGAAGUCGAGAGAAUCUGCCGAGAAAACAACCAUUACAAUCCUGAGAAGGUCAAGAACUUCCUGAUCGAGGCACGACUGGCGGAACAACUUCCUUUGAUCAUCGUCUGUGACCGAUUCAAUUUUGUGAAGGAUUUGAUCAAUUACCUCUACCGCAACCAACAAUACAAGUCUAUCGAGGUGUACGUCCAGCGUGUGAACCCAGCCCGUACGCCGGCUGUGGUCGGUGCACUACUCGCCCUGGAUUGUGAAGAGUCUGUCAUCAAGAACUUGUUGUCCUCCGUGGACGCAUCUGCUGUGCCGAUGGAUGAGCUGGUUGCUGAAGUUGAGUCCCAGAAUCGACUCAAAAUUCUGUUACCAUUCCUUGAGUCAACUUUGGCACAGGGAAAUCAACAACCUGCAGUCUACAAUGCUUUGGCCAAGAUCUACAUUGACAGCAACCAUGACCCGGAGAAAUUUCUGAAAGAGAAUGACUUCUAUGAUACGCUAACCGUCGGCAAAUAUUGUGAAAAGCGGGAUCCUAAUCUUGCCUACAUCGCAUACCGAAAGGGGCAGAAUGAUCUUGAGCUCAUCAAUAUCACAAACGAGAACUCCAUGUUCCGGGCUCAGGCUCGCUACCUGCUGGAACGAGCCGACCCAGAAAUUUGGGGAUUUGUCCUUGCUGAAAACAAUGUUCAUCGACGAUCUCUUGUUGACCAGGUCAUUGCGACAGCAGUGCCUGAGUCUAGUGAGCCCGACAAGGUUUCGGUCGCCGUCAAAGCGUUCUUGGAUGCAGAUCUUCCAGCCGAGCUCAUCGAACUGCUCGAGAAGAUCAUUUUAGAGCCAUCUCCGUUCAGUGAUAACAGCAGCUUGCAGAAUUUGCUCAUGCUUACGGCCGCCAAAGCAGAUAAGUCUCGCUUAAUGGAUUAUAUCCACCGCUUGUCCGAGUUCAAUACUGAAGAGAUUGCCAAUAUGUGCAUCCAGCAAGGCUUGUAUGAGGAGGCUCUUGAAAUCUACAAGAAAGUCAACGACCACACUUCUGCUGCAAAUGUGCUCGUUGAUCAUAUUGUCAGCAUUGAUCGUGCUCAAGAGUAUGCCGAGCAGGUUGACCUCCCCGAAGUCUGGAGCAAGGUCGCAAAGGCACAGCUCGAUGGCCUGCGAGUGAGCGAUGCUAUCGAGUCAUACAUCAAAGCCAAUGAUCCUAGCAACUACAACGAAGUCAUCGAGACCGCUACCCACGCUGGCAAAGACGAGGAUCUUAUCAAAUUUCUCAAGAUGGCGCGGAAGACUCAGCGAGAACCAGCGAUCGAUACCGCUCUGGCUUUCAGCUACGCUCGUCUUGAUCAAUUGCCCGAGCUUGAGGACUUCUUGCGUUCUACGAACGUUGCGGAUGUCGAAGCAUGCGGUGACAAGGCUUACGAAGAAGGCCUCUACGAGGCUGCCAAAAUUUUCUACACCAGCAUCUCCAACUGGUCGAAGCUGGCGACCACUCUUGUACACCUCGGCGAAUAUCAAAAUGCCGUCGACUGUGCUCGACGUGCUAAUAGCGUCAAAGUUUGGAAGCAGGUCAAUGAAGCUUGUGUGGCCAAGAAGGAAUUCCGCCUUGCCCAAAUCUGUGGCCUCAACCUCAUCGUCCAUGCAGAAGAGCUCCAGGACCUCGUCAAGCAAUAUGAGCGUGAAGGAUAUUUCGAGGAGCUCAUUUCGUUGUUGGAAGCUGGUCUUGGCUUAGAACGAGCACACAUGGGCAUGUUCACCGAGCUUGGGAUUGCUCUCUCCAAGUACCACCCUGAGCGGGUGAUGGAGCACCUCAAGCUCUUCUGGUCGCGCAUCAACAUCCCCAAGAUGAUUCGUGCUUGCGAAGAGGCACAUCUCUGGCCGGAGUUGAUCUUCCUUUACUGCCAUUACGACGAAUGGGACAACGCGGCGUUGGCCAUGAUGGAACGGGCCGCGGAUGCUUGGGAACAUCAUUCGUUCAAAGACAUCAUUGUCAAGGUGGCUAACUUGGAAAUCUACUAUCGGGCCCUGAACCACUACCUCCAGGAGCAGCCACUGUUGUUGACCGACUUGCUGCAAGCCCUGACGUCUCGCAUUGACGUCAAUCGGGUUGUGCGUAUGUUUGAAAAGUCGGAUAACAUCCCCAUUAUCAAACCAUUCCUGCUCAAUGUACAGGGUCAAAACAAGCGUGUUGUCAAUAACGCCAUCCACGAUCUCCUUAUCGAAGAGGAGGACUACAAGACUCUGAAGGACUCAGUGGAGAACUACGAUAAUUAUGAUGCGGUCGAGCUCGCUCAGCGUCUUGAAAAGCACGAACUCGUCUUCUUCCGACAAAUCGCGGCACAAAUUUACCGCAAGAACAAGAGAUGGGAGAAGUCGAUUGCACUCUCCAAGCAGGACAAGCUGUUCCGCGAUGCGAUCGAAACUGCCGCCAUCUCGGGCAAGCCAGAAGUGGUAGAAGACCUACUAAGAUACUUUGUCGACAUUGGCAGCCGCGAGUGCUACGUUGGCAUGCUCUAUGCUUGCUACGACUUAAUCCCAUACCAUGUAGUGAUGGAGAUUUCAUGGCGUCAUGGACUGAGCGACUUCACAAUGCCAUUCAUGAUCAGCUACAUGAGUCAGCAGGCGGCGACCAUCGAGCAACUUCGCAAGGACAACGAAGAACGAAAGUCGCGGGAAGUCAGUCAACAGAAGACCGAGGCCACUACACCAAUCAUUGGUAGCCGUUUGAUGUUGACACAAGGUCCAGCAAAUAUGGCACCACAACCCACAGGAUAUGCAGCUACCAACGGCAUUACACCCCAGCCCACCGGGUUUCCUCGGGCCUUCUAA
Messenger RNA from Exophiala spinifera, 5040 nucleotides. RefSeq lists its product as uncharacterized. The transcript has 5 exons. The coding region runs from base 1 to 5040 and encodes 1679 amino acids. Gene Ontology annotation, cellular component: actin cortical patch; clathrin coat of coated pit; clathrin complex. Gene Ontology annotation, molecular function: clathrin light chain binding; structural molecule activity. Gene Ontology annotation, biological process: Golgi to endosome transport; receptor-mediated endocytosis; intracellular protein transport. NCBI's taxonomy places the organism in Eukaryota, Fungi, Ascomycota, Eurotiomycetes, Chaetothyriales, Herpotrichiellaceae. The record is from RefSeq and is a predicted model, not a curated record.